AUCGGGCGUUCGCUCUAAUCGUCAGUGUCUGCUCGCUAUCUAAAACAUUAACCGUCCAAGUGUCCAUCUAAUAGUUGGAGGCUCAUUUUUUCUUCACGUUGAUAAACGUAAAAUAGUUCAAGUGCACAAUGAAUACCCUACUCGCUCUGGUAGUUCUAAUGGUGGCGGCCGUAUACGCAGCACCGGCCGAUAGUGAUGCGCAGGCACAAAUCGUCAGCCAGACGUCCGAUGUGCAACCGGAUGGAUCGUUCAACUAUGCGUUCGAGUCGGCAAAUGGAAUCAAGGUUGAGGAUCAGGGCACGAUCAAGUCGAUCAAGGUACCGAAGCUGGACGAAACUGGCCGACAGAUCGGUGAGGAGGACGUGCAGGUGUCGGUGCAAACUGGCUCCUUCCAGUACACCGCCCCGGACGGUCAGAUCUACACGCUGAGAUACAUUGCGGAUGAGAAUGGAUUCCAACCCCAGGCGGACCAUCUCCCGGUUGCUCCCAGCAUCGUACUUGCACUGGUGGCAUCCGUUUACGGGUACCCGCAGCAUGAACGUCACGAGCAUCUUGAACAUCAUGAAACAAGCACUUACAUUCCUAUCCUGAAGUACGACAAACAGCAAGGCGAAGAUGGCAGCUAUAGAACUAUCUACCAGACGGGUAAUAAUAUCGUACACGAAGAGUCCGGCUAUCUAAAGGAUGCAUCGGAAGAUCACCCGAACGGUAUAUUGGUCCAGCAAGGUGCCUACUCGUACGAAGCACCGAACGGUGACGUCAUACAGGUGCAGUACACGGCCGAUGAGAAUGGGUUCCGUGUUCAGAGCGACAGCUUGCCCACACCACCCCCAGUACCGCCAGCAAUCCAAGAAGGGCUGAAGGAGAUCUACGAAGGUAUCAAGCGCCGCGAGCAGGAAGCCAAAAACAAUCCCAAAUACGCGGAAGAUGAAGCCAAACGGGCAGAGCUGGAUUAUAACGGCCAGUACUACAAUCAGUAGAGUUGUGCGAGUUGACUUUCAAUAGCGACACUGUGGCUUCGUUCAAUGAAGAUCCUACCGUCUAGCAUUGGUUUUUUUUAGCGCGUAACUUUAAACGGCAUCGUUUGAUAAGCGGAUUGCCGUUCAGUAGAUUUCCCGGACAAACAUAUUUAUAAUAUUUAAGCCACGCCAGGCACGGGCUGCAAAGCGCGUGCUGUGUGCUGCUGCAAUGCUGCAAACGUCACGAUAUUCAUGACAACACUUCUUAGCUGCCGACCGAAUAUCACGUUCAUGACGAAGAAAGCAACCAACAUAGACUGUGAUUACUCUAACUACUUCCCCAAAAAACGGAAAUGUUAUUGAGCUGUUAUUGGUUUGUUUUAAUAAAAGUUUAGCAAAAGUUUA
Anopheles funestus (African malaria mosquito) is the source of this 1364-nucleotide messenger RNA. RefSeq lists its product as uncharacterized. The transcript is spliced from 5 exons. The coding region runs from base 129 to 980 and encodes 283 amino acids. Gene Ontology annotation, molecular function: structural constituent of chitin-based larval cuticle. The record is from RefSeq and is a predicted model, not a curated record. NCBI's taxonomy places the organism in Eukaryota, Metazoa, Arthropoda, Insecta, Diptera, Culicidae. Gene Ontology annotation, cellular component: chitin-based extracellular matrix.